CCCCUGCAUUAUCCAACCAUUAUGAGAAGACAGGUCUGCGUCAUCAUGAUUAUUUUGGCCUGGAUAUGCUCCUUCAUACACGCUACAACUCAGAACGCUCUGGUCUUGAAACUACCCUUUUGUGAAUCCAAUUUAAUCGAUCAUUAUUGCUGUGACUUGCAACCUUUGCUAAAGCUUGCCUGCAUGGACACUUAUAUCAUCAAUAUACAGUUGGUGUCUAAUAGUGGGGUAGUUUGCUCAAGUGGUUUCUUGCUCCUGAUGAUCUCAUACAUUAUUAUCUUACAUUCACUGAGAAACCACAGUGCAGAAGCAAGGAGAAAAGCCCUUUCCACCUGCACCUCUCACAUCAUCGUGGUUGUCUUAUUCUUUGGUCCAUGUAUAUUCAUAUACACACGACCGCCGACCACAUAUGCCAUGGACAAGAUGGUCACGGUGUUUUAUACCAUUGGGACACCCUUUCUCAACCCACUCAUCUACACACUGAGGAACAAAGAAGUGAAAAAUGCAAUGAGAAAGUUAUGGAGUAUCAAAAUUACCUCAGAACACAUAUGA
Messenger RNA from Elephantulus edwardii (Cape elephant shrew), 552 nucleotides. Its product is annotated as olfactory receptor 4C11-like. The annotation marks the transcript as partial. Gene Ontology annotation, cellular component: membrane. NCBI's taxonomy places the organism in Eukaryota, Metazoa, Chordata, Mammalia, Macroscelidea, Macroscelididae. Gene Ontology annotation, biological process: G protein-coupled receptor signaling pathway. The transcript has a single exon. Gene Ontology annotation, molecular function: olfactory receptor activity. The record is from RefSeq and is a predicted model, not a curated record.